Messenger RNA from Xyrauchen texanus (razorback sucker), 1224 nucleotides. Its product is annotated as C-factor-like. The coding region runs from base 73 to 843 and encodes 256 amino acids. NCBI's taxonomy places the organism in Eukaryota, Metazoa, Chordata, Actinopteri, Cypriniformes, Catostomidae. The record is from RefSeq and is a predicted model, not a curated record. The transcript is spliced from 6 exons.
GUCAUCAGUAGUGUGUCAUUUAACUUGUGUUACCCCAUCCAGAAUUCAAAACCUAUCUCGAGUAAUCACAAAAUGGCUCAUGCAUUUAAAAACUGCCCUAAUGUAAUGGUUACCGGUGCUAGCCGAGGUCUUGGUCUGCAAAUAGUUAAGAGCCUGGCAACUGGAGGCUUUUCUCCCGGGAAGAUAAUCGCUACCGCUCAGAAUCCUGAAGGAGCCAAGGAACUGCAAAAGCUUGCAGCAGAGCAUCAAAUCAUACACAUUGUAAAACUUGAUGUUAUCAGUCAGGCGAGUAUAGACAGAGCCGCAUCUGAGGUGGAACAGCUCGUUCAAGAGGAGGGUCUGAACUGUCUCAUCAAUAACGCUGGCAUUAACAUUAUAGCCGACUUUGAGACAGUCACAGCAGAGAAAAUGUUGGAAAACUUCCAUACCAACUCUGUUGCCCCAUUGAUGAUCACCAAGGCCAUGUUUCCACUGCUGAAGCGAGCAGCCACAAAAGGAACAGGCAUGGGCAUCCACAGAGCAGCAGUCAUCAACAUGUCGUCCCUGCUGGGUUCAGUGGAACUGUACUGGGGUGAUCGAGCCAACACUUUCAAAUGGUAUCCCUACAGAACAUCAAAGAGUGCAUUAAACAUGGUCACCAGAUGCUUGGCAGUAGACCUAAAGGCAGAUGGGAUCCUCUGUAUGGCUCUGCAUCCAGGCUGGGUACGCACUGAUAUGGGUGGACCAGAGGCACCAUUGAGCACAGAGGAGAGCAUUUCUUCUGUGUUGUCUGUGAUUGGUGGUUUGACUGAAACGGAUCAUGGCUCUUUUCUCCAUUAUACUGGUGAACAAUUGCCCUGGUGAUGCUGCAGAUACUAUAGAAGCUUUAUUGUUCCUUUAGCUAUUUAUUUAUUUAUUUAUUAAAAUAUUUGUGUUGUAUGCUAAAAAAUGCUUCCUUGCAUAAUAUUCCUUUGAUAUUUUGGGAAAUAAACGUUUUAAAUGUGACAGCAAUCAGAGUGGAUCAUAUGAGUGUUAUUGUGUCUUUAGUCACAUUUAAAUCUUGUCUGAAAACUUUUAUUGUGCUGAACAAAAUAGACAUGAUUCUUAAUGUUAUUCACAAAUAGAGUUUUCCUCUGUUUAUAUGACACUUUACAUGACACAAUCAUGCUGCCUAUUUAAGAUUCACUUCUUAUAUGUGUUGAGUAAUGUAUAAAACAUGUUGUAGAAAAGUUUUAGAUAUUAAAG